Iphiclides podalirius (scarce swallowtail) is the source of this 219-nucleotide messenger RNA. The record is from the annotation of a GenBank genome assembly. Lineage: Eukaryota; Metazoa; Arthropoda; Insecta; Lepidoptera; Papilionidae.
AUGCUCCUUAAGGGAAAUGAGGCCCUAGAAUACGCCGGAAAUAUGAAGACGGAGUGCAAGCAGACAGCACUCGAAUGCUUGCAAUCCCUCGACGAAAUGGUUCUGGCCCUAUCGGACUCCAGGUCCGGACACAAAUAUUACCCGGAGAAGGCGCACUCGCAGCGCACAAGAACUGAUGCGAGUAGAGGGGCUGAUAAAAGAACUGGCCUCAGAUCUGGA